Messenger RNA from Linum trigynum, 1931 nucleotides. The record is from the annotation of a GenBank genome assembly. Lineage: Eukaryota; Viridiplantae; Streptophyta; Magnoliopsida; Malpighiales; Linaceae.
AUCCCUUCUAAUUUUUCCGCCACUGAUUAAUCUCCACUGGUAAUCUCCCAUCUCCAGCUCUCCCUUCCUUCUCCUUUCCCCGCCAUGGCGAUGGCGCUCUCACCUUUUCUUCCUCCUCCUCGGUUACUCCCCAAAAUUCCCGCUCAAUUUCCAUUACUCUCCUCUCCAAAACCCUCCCGCUUCUCCUCCAAGUUCCUUCCCAGAGCCGUAGGAGAAUGGCAAGAGUACGAGGAGGCCGUGAAGCGAAAGGACCUCGCCAGGGCCCUCAGGUUCCUGACAUCCUUGCAGCCCAACUCAACCACUCGCCGUCCGUAUCCCUCCCCCGCCGACUCUUCUCCGUCCGAAAUCGACGGUUUCGGCUCCGGGUUGGGUUCCAUUGAUGGAUUGCAGCGGGAUUGGGAGGUUCUGGAUACUUGUAUGAACGCAGACGACAUGAAGCUCGUCGCCGCUGCUUACAAAUUCCUCAAGCACAGAGGCUUCCUCCCCAAUUUUGGAAAGUUCAGCAGCAUUGUUUUGGAGGGACCUAGAGAUGUCACGCCCACUGUUUUGAAGUCUGCCACUGGACUAGAAGUGACCAAAUUGGCUCCUAAAAAAUGGGGGAUUUCUGGAUCGUCAAACAUCGCAGUGGCUGCUUUUCUAGGGGCAACUUGUUUACUGCAGUGGAAAGGAAUCGAUGUUAGAACCAACCUUUCUGCAGUAUUGGGUUUAGCCCUUCUCGAUAACAUCUUCUUAGGUGGAACCUGCUUAGCUCAAAUCUCAAGUUACUGGCCUCCAUACAGGCGUAGAAUCCUUGUUCAUGAAGCAGGCCAUCUUCUGGUAGCAUACCUUAUGGGUUGUCCCAUUCGUGGCGUGAUUUUAGAUCCUAUAGUUGCUGUGCAAAUGGGCAUUCAAGGGCAGGCGGGAACUCAGUUCUGGGAUGAAAAAAUGAGUAAUGAGCUUGCUGAAGGCCAGCUUAGUGGCGCUGCCUUUGACAGAUACUCUAUGGUGCUUUUUGCCGGCAUUGCAGCUGAAGCUCUUGUUUAUGGUGAGGCAGAAGGGGGAGAAAACGAUGAGAAUCUGUUUAGGAGCAUUUCCAUUCUUCUCGAACCCCCACUAUCUGUAGCACAGAUGUCGAAUCAAGCUAGAUGGGCAGUACUGCAGGCUUACAAUAUGCUGAAAUGGCACAAGGAAGCUCACACAGCCGCUUUUAAGGCAAUGGAAAGUGGAGGGAGUCUGAGUGUUGUGAUCAGGAGAAUCGAGGAAGCUAUCAGUUUCAAUAGAUGACAUAUACUAGAAAUUCAACAUCAUUGUGCUUUUACUGCCCAUAACUAAUAUAUAUCUCCUUCGAGGUAAAAAUCUAGUAGUUUGGACAACUUCCUUUCUCAUCUUACCGUCAUGUGUCAUUAUGGCUAAAUUAGCUGUUGCUAUGAGUAAUACUCGAUCGUGCAUUUGACACAGGAAGCGCAAGGCAAGCAACACCAGCAACUGGAGCAUCUUGCAGUAGACUUCAUUUGUUUCUACAAGAUGCUGUAAUCGGAAGAGCAGCAUAAAUGUGCAUAUGUUGAGGUCAAUGCUGAAGAAGAAGAGAUUGGUGCAACCAGUGGCAAUAGAUCACGAGAUUGAUAAAUGUUAUAGGAUAUCCAGCAUCUAUAUGAAGCUGCAGAAUGUACUCAGAGUUGUACAAAAUGAGUACCACUUUUAAAGUCUCGUGUUUUGCAUUGGAGACUAGUUUAAGCAUUCACAGCUCAAAGCCUCAAAAUGACAAAUUGCCGUCACAUCCUUGAGCUUAUAGUGUACUAAAAAACAUUGAUUGCUUUGUGUAAUUAUCAUAGAAGAACUGCAUUUUUGAGAGAGACCCCUGGAGCCGAUACUUCAACCAUCUUUGCUUGUUUUCUCCAGAUCCAGACUAAAUUCAUGUGUUGCCAUCACAAAAAUGAAGUGAAAUAUAGUUU